CCUAAUGCAGUAAAUUUCUGAACAAUUUUUUCGGUAACAAGGAAAGUUAAAAGCGGUUCUUAUGGAAGUAACUUCGUCUACGCCGAGCAGCGCAGCAACAGCAUUAGAUAUUUUAUUAGAAAAUUCAAUCGAACGGUAUAUAUGCUCGGGACAAUGGAUAAGCCCGUAUCAUUUGCAUGCCAAAGAUGUUUACGACCAAUAGUAUUAGAUGAAAAUUUCGACACAAUAAGUGAACAUACAAAGGCUGAAUUGAUGUUACCCAUUUAUGAUGGCAAUGUCAAUACGAUAGAUACUCAAGACACAAGCAGCUUUGAUCAUUUUGUACCCCCUUAUCGUUUGAUGGACUCAAUUAAUGGCACAGGAUUUAUGUUAGUUUCCGAUCGCAGGGAUAAUAAAAAGUGGAGUGCUGCGUUUAAAUUGAAAGCAGAACUAUUUGAUUUUCUUUCAUCGAAUUCAGAAAUAGAUCAUCCGCUUUGUGAAGAAUGUGCCGAAUCUAUGCUAGAAAUUAUGGAUAGAGAAUUAAAAGUAGCAGAAGAAGAAUGGAGUGAUUACAAAAAUUAUUUGAAAAAAUUAGAACAGCAACAAAAACUUCCGAACGUAACAGAAUUGGAAAAAGAAUUAAAUGAACUAAAAGAAAGUGAACAAAAGCUUCUGGCAGAACUGUCUGCGUUGAAAGACGAAGAAAAUGCUUUAAAUCAAUCAAUUGAGCAGGAAGAGAAAGAAAAACGAGAAUUGCAAGAACAGGAAGCUAGUUAUUGGCGUGAAUAUACCAAACAUAGAAGAGAGCUAAUGUUGACCGAAGAUGAUAAGCGUAGUUUAGAGUGCCAAAUAGCUUAUGCCGAGCAACAAUUAGAAAAAUUGAAAGACGCGAACAUAUUUAACAUAACAUUUCACAUAUGGCAUGCUGGACACUUUGGCACUAUUAACAAUUUCCGUUUGGGCCGUUUACCAUCAGCUUCAGUAGACUGGUCGGAAAUUAAUGCAGCUUGGGGACAAACAGUUUUAUUGUUGUGUGCAUUAGCUCGCAAGAUUGGGCUGACAUUUGAACGUUAUAAAAUAGUUCCUUUCGGAAAUCAUUCUUAUGUUGAAGUUUUAAAUGAGAACAAAGAGUUACCUUUAUAUGGAACAGGGGGAUUUAAAUUUUUUUGGGACACAAAAUUUGAUGCAGCUAUGGUAGCCUUUUUGGAUUGCCUUACACAAUUUCAACAAGAAGUAGAAAAAAGAGAUCCAGAAUUUUUGCUGCCUUACAAGAUGGAAAAAGGAAAAGUUAUUGAUCCAUCCACAGGAACGUCGUAUUCCAUAAAAAUACAGUUCAAUUCUGAAGAACAGUGGACAAAAGCCUUGAAAUUUAUGCUAACCAAUCUGAAAUGGGGUUUAGCCUGGGUGUCUUCACAAUUCGCCAGUCAGUAAAACAAUAAGCUUUGUUCGGUUUUAGUUUAUUUAAAAUAUAAAUGGCAUUAAAUGUUCAUAUGCCAACGGAAGGUGA
Molecule: messenger RNA, 1486 nt
Organism: Glossina fuscipes
Lineage: Eukaryota; Metazoa; Arthropoda; Insecta; Diptera; Glossinidae
Gene: Atg6
Product: beclin-1-like protein
Exons: 6
Coding region: 142-1410 (422 amino acids)
Biological process (GO): autophagy; autophagosome assembly; late endosome to vacuole transport
Cellular component (GO): phosphatidylinositol 3-kinase complex, class III, type II; phagophore assembly site; phosphatidylinositol 3-kinase complex, class III, type I
Source: RefSeq, a predicted model, not a curated record